Necator americanus (New World hookworm) is the source of this 2049-nucleotide messenger RNA. RefSeq lists its product as uncharacterized. The coding region runs from base 1 to 2049 and encodes 682 amino acids. The record is from RefSeq and is a predicted model, not a curated record. The transcript is spliced from 10 exons. NCBI's taxonomy places the organism in Eukaryota, Metazoa, Nematoda, Chromadorea, Rhabditida, Ancylostomatidae.
AUGUCUGUAUCUUUAUUAUUAUUAUUAUUAUUAUUAUUAUUAUUAUUAUUAUUAUUAUUAUUAUUAUUAUUAUUAUUAUUAUUAUUAUUAUUAUUAUUAUUAUUAUUAUUAUUAUUAUUAUUAUUAUUAUUAUUAUUAUUAUUAUUAUUAUUAUUAUUAUUAUUAUUAUUAUUAUUAUUAUUAUUAUUAUUAUUAUUAUUAUUAUUAUUAUUAUUAUUAUUAUUAUUAUUAUUAUUAUUAUUAUUAUUAUUAUUAUUAUUAUUAUUAUUAUUAUUAUUAUUAUUAUUAUUAUUAUUAUUAUUAUUAUUAUUAUUAUUAUUAUUAUUAUUAUUAUUAUUAUUAUUAUUAUUAUUAUUAUUAUUAUUAUUAUUAUUAUUAUUAUUAUUAUUAUUAUUAUUAUUAUUAUUAUUAUUAUUAUUAUUAUUAUUAUUAUUAUUAUUAUUAUUAUUAUUAUUAUUAUUAUUAUUAUUAUUAUUAUUAUUAUUAUUAUUAUUAUUAUUAUUAUUAUUAUUAUUAUUAUUAUUAUUAUUAUUAUUAUUAUUAUUAUUAUUAUUAUUAUUAUUAUUAUUAUUAUUAUUAUUAUUAUUAUUAUUAUUAUUAUUAUUAUUAUUAUUAUUAUUAUUAUUAUUAUUAUUAUUAUUAUUAUUAUUAUUAUUAUUAUUAUUAUUAUUAUUAUUAUUAUUAUUAUUAUUAUUAUUAUUAUUAUUAUUAUUAUUAUUAUUAUUAUUAUUAUUAUUAUUAUUAUUAUUAUUAUUAUUAUUAUUAUUAUUAUUAUUAUUAUUAUUAUUAUUAUUAUUAUUAUUAUUAUUAUUAUUAUUAUUAUUAUUAUUAUUAUUAUUAUUAUUAUUAUUAUUAUUAUUAUUAUUAUUAUUAUUAUUAUUAUUAUUAUUAUUAUUAUUAUUAUUAUUAUUAUUAUUAUUAUUAUUAUUAUUAUUAUUAUUAUUAUUAUUAUUAUUAUUAUUAUUAUUAUUAUUAUUAUUAUUAUUAUUAUUAUUAUUAUUAUUAUUAUUAUUAUUAUUAUUAUUAUUAUUAUUAUUAUUAUUAUUAUUAUUAUUAUUAUUAUUAUUAUUAUUAUUAUUAUUAUUAUUAUUAUUAUUAUUAUUAUUAUUAUUAUUAUUAUUAUUAUUAUUAUUAUUAUUAUUAUUAUUAUUAUUAUUAUUAUUAUUAUUAUUAUUAUUAUUAUUAUUAUUAUUAUUAUUAUUAUUAUUAUUAUUAUUAUUAUUAUUAUUAUUAUUAUUAUUAUUAUUAUUAUUAUUAUUAUUAUUAUUAUUAUUAUUAUUAUUAUUAUUAUUAUUAUUAUUAUUAUUAUUAUUAUUAUUAUUAUUAUUAUUAUUAUUAUUAUCAUUAUCAUUAUCAUUAUCAUUAUCAUUAUCAUUAUCAUUAUCAUUAUCAUUAUCAUUAUUUAUUGACUCUUGCAGAGUACCAUCGCCGAGACCUGGCAUGACGUUAAGUCGCACAGGAAAUGUGAAAAGUGAUGAAUCUGUGACAGCAACAUGUACGGAAAAUAUGAAGGUUCUCGUCGGAAGCGCAUCGAUGACAUGUGUUCUCGGAAAUUGGGCACCGAAUCAGUUCGGGGAUUGUGUGGACGUCAAUGAACUCGGCACCGUGGUUUAUCACGAUGGUGGCGAGCAUGUCAUCGUGAAGUUCCGAAAUGCUACCGACAUAACGGAUGAUGGCAGAGGAACUGUCGAAAUUCGAUACAGCAGUGGUGGCUAUGGAGUCGAGAAGGUUAAAGGAUAUUCUGGAACACCAGAGAGUGAAGGUUACAGCUGGAGCAUUCGGAAUGGUAUGAUAUACAGGGACAAUGUACAGAUUCCUAUUAGUAGUUAUAGCUUCGGCACAAUUAAACUGACCGGCUAUAAAGCUCUACAGAAAGAUCAUGGAUUCCCAACACUAUCCAACACUGUUGGAAUCGUCGUGUUGAACGGCGUAGUUUACGUUAACGGAGUUCCGGUAGCUCAAAGAACAAAUAGAAGCGGUGUAGAUGGCAUCUUCGUCGGCGAUGGUCAGUUCAUAUCAGUUAGUUCUGGAUUCACCGUUCUAAAGUAG